Messenger RNA from Stegostoma tigrinum, 4199 nucleotides. RefSeq names its product protocadherin-10-like. Gene Ontology annotation, biological process: homophilic cell-cell adhesion. NCBI's taxonomy places the organism in Eukaryota, Metazoa, Chordata, Chondrichthyes, Orectolobiformes, Stegostomatidae. The transcript has 2 exons. Gene Ontology annotation, molecular function: calcium ion binding. The record is from RefSeq and is a predicted model, not a curated record. Bases 152 to 2545 code for a protein of 797 amino acids. Gene Ontology annotation, cellular component: plasma membrane.
UGUGCAGCCAUGUUCCGAUAAGCUGCACCCCUUCAGUCGCUGUAUUUCUCAGUUCAGCAUUCGUCGUCAGAAAUGCAUUGAAAUAGCUGUUGCGUUAGGAGCAGAUUAAGAUAUGUUUCGACAUUUUUGAACAAUUUCUUGAUAAAUAAAAAUGACGAAUACGCCGACGAGCAACGCGUUUUUGAUUUUCCUGUCGUGCGUUUGCCAUCUGGUUUUUGGACAAAUCUGCUACUCAACUCCCGAGGAGAUGGAGCGUGGGGCCUUUGUUGGGAAUAUCGCCGAGGAUUUAAGGCUAAACAUUUGGGAAUUAUCGACUCGCAGAUUUCGGCUGGUCUCCGACGACAUAAGGCAAUAUAUAGAGGUAAACAUGGAAAAUGGCAAAUUAUUUACUAAUAAAAAAAUAGACAGAGAAGAGAUUUGUAGACAAAAUCCCACCUGCUCCUUUACUUUUCAAAUAGCGCUCAAGGACCCCACGGAAAUGCAUCCUGUCGAAGUCGAGAUUAUAGACGUAAAUGAUAAUUCGCCCAGUUUUGAGAAGGCAGAAUAUUCGUUGCGGAUCAGCGAGUUAAUUGCAACAGGGGCGCGUUUCCCCCUCGAAAGUGCGCACGAUCCCGAUGUGGGCACAAAUACAAUCAGCACUUACCAUAUCAGUGCGAAUGGGCACUUCGCUGUCAAAGUGCAGUCGAUGAGAGAUGGGAGUAAAAGUGCCGAGCUGUUAUUAGAGAAACCACUAGAUCGUGAGCGGCAGUCGACAUUUCAUCUUACACUGACAGCCAUUGAUGGCGGGGUUCCUCACAGAUCUGGCACAGCACAGAUUAUCAUCAACGUGGUAGACGCAAACGAUAACGCACCUACGUUCGACCAAGAAAUCUACAGAGCGAAAGUACCAGAAAACGCCGCCAAAGGUACAUUGGUCAUAAAACUUAAAGCUGCUGAUUUGGAUGAAGGUACCAAUGCUGAACUGACGUACUCUUUCACUAAUCAUGUUACUAAAAGGAAUCGCGCGUUGUUCACCUUGCAUCCGAGAACUGGAGAGAUCAGAGUUCAAGGAACAUUGGAUUUUGAAGAAUCACCUGUUUGCGAUCUUGACAUACAAGCUGUCGAUAACGCUCCGCCUGGAUUGUCCGGACGUUGCAAAGUUGUGGUUGACAUUAUUGAUAUUAAUGAUAAUGCCCCCGAAUUAGACGUGACUUUGGUGUCAAGUGCGGUGCAAGAAGACACUCCUCCAGGGUCUGUGAUAGCACUAAUGAGUGUAACGGAUCUUGACUCCAGUAAAUAUGGCAAAGUUCAGUGCCAGAUUCAAGGGAAUAUUCCGUUUAAGCUCGAACACCCUGUGGUGAACAGUUAUAAGUUGAUUACAGGAGACGUUCUCGAUCGGGAAACGGUGUCACUCUAUAACAUUACCAUUUCAGCCUGGGAUGGAGGCUCGCCUCCACUAACCACAAGCAAAGUUGUAACAGUUUCGGUAACUGAUAUAAAUGACAACGCACCGAGGUUUACACAAUCCUCAUAUAACGUGUAUCUGAUGGAGAACAAUAUUCCAGGCAUAUCCAUAUUCGCUGUUACGGCGCUAGACAUUGACUUGGGUAGGAACGGAGAAGUAUUCUAUUCUAUUCUGGGAGGUCAAUCGCAAGAACAGUCUGCGUCUGUUUACGUCACGAUUAACUCCAAAACGGGCAACAUAUACCCACUGCGCUCCUUUGAUUAUGAGCAAAUGAAGCAUUUCAAGAUCCAAAUUCAAGCCCAGGAUGGUGGAUCACCACCAUUGAGCAGCACUGCUAGUGUCAAUGUAAUAAUUUUAGAUCAAAAUGAUAAUCCGCCGGUUAUCACUUCUCCUUUAACGUGGAACGAUUCUGCAACGAUGGAGAUUUCGUCCCAGUCCGUAUAUCCAGGUUACUUGGUCACCAAGGUUCUAGCAACAGAUGCCGAUUCCGGCCAAAACGCACGGCUGUCCUACCAAUUUGUAGAGGCUACUGGUCGCAAUUUGUUUACCGUAGGCCUUCUCUCUGGCGAAAUUAGAGCAACACGGCACUUAAACGACAAAGACAGAAUAACAGAAAAACUGGUAAUCUGUGUGAAGGACAAUGGACAGCCGAGUCUCUCCAGUACGGCCACAAUCGUGGUUUCAAUUUUAUCUAAUAUUACUGAGCAAUCUUUGGAUGGAACUAACAAACCUUUGCAGCCUGAGUACUUUUCUUAUUUGAAUCGUUAUUUGAUUAUCAUUUUUGGAUCAACUUCCUUUCUGUUUCUUAUAACAAUUAUUCUUCUCGUGACUUUGAAGUUGAAGCAAGGAAGUCGUAUUAAUGGAAACUAUAAUUCUAAUGCACGUUGUCACGACCGUAGGAAUUCGACAGAUGUCUUUAAUCGGGGAUACGCAACAAACGAGCCAAUUAACUAUACUGUACCUUGUCAGACUGAAGGAUAUCGCUACACAGUGUGUUUAUCACCAGAAUCAUCGAAAAGUGAUUUUUUAUUUCUAAAGCCCUGCCAUCCUACUUUGCCUUUUAACAACCUGGGUAGCCAGGAAACCGGAACAAGAAAAUAAUUUAGAAGCAUUUGUCACGCCGAGAAUGUUGGACAAAUCGCCGCGAUGAAAUAUUAUUGCCGUUUGACGAAGCAGUAGAACAUUUCAAGUGACUCAAUUCCAGAACAUCACUCUCAGGAAAGAAAUAAAUCGUCAAUUCACAUCUAGAUGCCUUUUGACGACUUCCAUUCUGUCAGCACAAACAGAUCCUUGGUGUUUAGUUUAUAAAAACUCUUCAAAGUUUUGGACGAAUUUAUUGAAUGUCCUUUAACCUUCUCCACGCUCAGAAUAGUGAAAAGCCGUCUUUUGUCAUUUCUCCAUACAGCUGAAACCGUCAACAUGUACCGACCUAAAAAUCUUCUUUGGAUCAAAAACAUCCAAAACAUUGUCAACAUUCCGACUAUAGUUGUGAUGCCAAGUGUUGGCCACAAUACUCCAGCUGAAUUGUCACUGAGAUAUAGAAUUUUUAUCUAUUACAUAUUAAGUAUUUUUUGUUCAUUCAUUCAUGGGAUGUGAGUGUCGCUGAUUGGCUAAUGACUUAUUCCCCAGUUAUCCUUGAAACGUCGGUGAUGAUUUGCCUUCUUGAAGUACUGUACUCCAACCACUGUAGGUAGACUCAUGGUAUGACAUUAGGGAGGGAGUUUCAGAAUUUUGACCCGGUGACACCGAAGGAAGAGAAAUAUAUUUCUAAGUCAGAAUGCUGAGUAGGUUGGAAUUUUCAGAUGAUCGUGUUCCCAAGUAUCUGCUGUCCUCGUCCUUCUGGGUGGCAGUGCUUGUGGGUUCGGAAAGUUGUGUCUAAGAAGCGUUGAUGAAUUUCUACUGUGACCUUUACUGAUUGUGAACAUACAUCGAAACAUUAUAGAUUCCUGCACCUGCAGUAAUUUGGUCCUACAAAGAAACAUAGGUCGCUUUAAAAUGCUACAGGAUAAAAAAAAGACAUUACAUAUUUAUAGUAUUCACUGGAAAUAGAAUGGCUGAAUAGUAAAAUUAAACCACAAAACAAGAAUAAAAAUAAAGUACAUUAAAAUUGAAAUUUGACUUCUAUUAAUCAGUUUUGAGCAAUGGCUCUAGUCUUUUGCCCUGUAACAAUAUAAACAUUUCUGUUAGUAUACCAUUCCCACCAAAUAACAUUUCAAUGCUUGCUGGUAUACAUUCCCUUUGCCACAUGCAACCAUGACUUUCAGUUCCUUUACCUACAUGUAUCUCCCAUCUAAUCGACACAGAUCGAAAUCUUCUCUCAGCAGCAUUCAAAAUAAUAACAAUAAAAAAAAGCAAAUACUGGUGAUCCGAAAGAAAAGCAGAAAUUUCUUGUGAAAUUCACAUGUCUCGCAGCAUCUGUGGAGAGAAAGAAGAGCUCACUUUCUGAAUCCAGUGAAUGUUUAUCAACACUGACGGCAUUACAAAUAAAGUAGUUUGUUGACUAUGACUAACGUUUCAGGCCUAGAGCCUUCUUCAGAAAGGGUCUGAAGGAGGGACUAGGCCCGAAACGUCAGCCUUCCUGCUACUCUGAUGCUGCCUGGCCUGUUGUGUUCAUCCAGCUCUACACCUUGUUGUCUCAGAUUCUCCAGCAUUUGCAGUUCCUGCUAUCUCUGUUGACUAUGACUGUUGUCUCCUAUCUAUUCUCGUUGACCACGAGCCUUCUGAGAUCUUUGGCAUGCUAUGCAAAAUAAGUUAU